Messenger RNA from Trichoderma atroviride IMI 206040, 1683 nucleotides. RefSeq lists its product as uncharacterized. NCBI's taxonomy places the organism in Eukaryota, Fungi, Ascomycota, Sordariomycetes, Hypocreales, Hypocreaceae. Gene Ontology annotation, molecular function: oxidoreductase activity; FAD binding. The record is from RefSeq and is a predicted model, not a curated record.
AUGGCUGAACAGGUCGAUGUACUCAUCUGUGGCUGCGGGUCUGCGGGGCUCUGCGCAGCGGUCUGGCUAUCACGCUGCGGCAUCAGCUACAAGAUCUUGGAGCGCCGAGAUGGCCCGCUCGAGAAUGGCCAAGCAGAUGGCGUACAGUGUCGAACCGUGGAGAUAUUUGAGAGCUUUGGCAUAGCCGAGGACCUCUUGAAGGAGGCAUACCAUGUGCUUGAGGUAGCCUUCUGGGCAGCAGAGGGCGAGGGCAUUAAACGCACUCACUAUACAGCGGACACGGAGCCAGGCUUGAGCCACCAGCCUCAUGUCAUCCUAAACCAGGCAAGGAUUAAUGGUAUGCUGAUUGAAGAGAUACAGCGGGUGUCCGGAAGCGCGGCGAUUGAAUACGGAUGCGACGUUCAAAGCGUGGAAGUCGAUGAUAUUGUUAACGAAAGCAGCCGCGUUACCACCAGGGCGGUUUCUAACGGACAACAGAAGGUCUUCCAGUCUAAAUAUGUGUUGGCCUGUGAUGGAGCACACAGCGCGGUCCGGAAAUCCCUGGGCAUUGCCAUGGUCGGCGACUCAACGAAUGCCAUAUGGGGUGUCAUGGACCUUCACGCCAGAACAGACUUCCCCGACAUCCGCAAGAAGGCAAUCAUUCACUCACGCGCCGGCAACCUCAUGAUCAUCCCCCGCGAAGGCGACUCCAUGGUCCGCUUCUACAUUGAGCUCGGUGAUGCGGCGGUCAAGGACAUCACGCUGGCCGACUUGCAGGAACGGGCCCGUCGAAUUUUCCACCCCUACUCUGUGGAGUUCAUGAAGACGGUCUGGUGGUCGGCAUACUCGAUUGGCCAGCGCCUGGCUGACAACUUUGCCAAGGCCGGGCGCAUCUUUCUAACGGGUGAUGCUUGCCAUACGCAUUCGCCAAAGGCCGGACAAGGUAUGAAUGUGAGCCUGCAGGAUGGCUACAACAUUGGCUGGAAGCUGGCAUCAGUUCUACGGCGCCAGUCCUCUGCCUGUAUUCUCGACACAUAUGUCUCGGAGCGCCAGAAAACGGCCGCGCAGCUGAUCGAGUUUGACCGAUUCUUUACAAAACUAUUCUCCUCCUCUUACCGACAAGAGAAUGGAAUCUCUUCACAGGACUUCAAGGACCAAUUUGUCAAGGCAGGCCGAUACACAGCUGGUCAAGGCGUGAGAUACGAAAAGUCUCUCCUUGUAUCUCCCAGCCCGACAGACGAGGGCCUAUCUCAGGGCGUCAUCGUCGGAAUGCGCUUCCCCAGCGCGCAGGUUGUCCGGUUCUGCGAUGCCCGCCCUAUCCAGUUGGUGGCAGCACUGUCCGCUGAUUCUCGGUGGCAUGUCGUUGUGUUUUCGGGAGACAUCUUGCAGCAGACAGUAGCCGCCAAGCUCUUCAAAGUUGCAGUAGAACUGCAGGAAAUCAUCAAUACCUUUACACCAAGUGGUCAGGAACCCAAUUCUGUCAUCCAAGGAGUGCUUGUGCUUGCAUCAAAGCGUACCAAGGUUGAACAGAACAUGAUUCCCGAUGUGUUCACCCCGUUAACGGGAAAAUGGAAGAUCAAACAUCUUCAAAAAGUCUUCGUAGACGACGAGAGUUACAAUUCAGGGCACGGGAAAGCAUACCAGGCAUACGGCAUUCAUCCUGAGGGAUGCUUGAUCGUCGUUCGCCCAGACCAAUGCAAGUGA